This is a messenger RNA of Batrachochytrium dendrobatidis JAM81, 2015 nucleotides long. RefSeq lists its product as uncharacterized. The transcript has 3 exons. Bases 279 to 2015 code for a protein of 578 amino acids. Lineage: Eukaryota; Fungi; Chytridiomycota; Chytridiomycetes; Rhizophydiales. The record is from RefSeq and is a predicted model, not a curated record.
GUUGAUUUGGUCCAUUUCUGGUGUUUUGUUGACAGCUAUUUCAAAUUAUACUUUUUGACAGAGAUUAUCCACCUACAGGAAGUUCUACACUAAUAAUAAACACUCUCAGUCUGUUGACUUGCUCCAUCACUGUGCAAUUUUGCUGACUGUGGAAUAAGAUCUAAGAGAGUGAGUUUAAGUUACUGCGCUUGUAGAGUUUUGGCUCCGUCGCAAUCGUAUUCGCUUUAGUCCAGACUCGAGUCCUCAAACUGUACUUGAAUGCACCUGCAUCCCAUCUUAUGUCUGCCAUUCUCUUCAACCAUAGUAAUUCUACCCCCACUACAGGCCUUUCUUCUACAGCUCCUACCCACAAGGCACACAUGUCAACCCACAGUGUUAGUCAGCCCACUGCUUCGUCCAUAGAUCCGGUAGAACUUGAACGAGUGUUUUCUUUUUUCACCACUAGAGCAUUAGUUGUUCCUUGGCACAUUUACGAUCAUCUCGCUAUCCAUCUCACUGCCGAUAUACUGGUUUUUAUUCUUACAAAAUGGCAUGUCCUGUCUGACGCUCCUAUAUUGCGUGCUGGCUUUCUUUUGGGUCUUUUAUCUUCUCCCCGUAAACGGUUUCCUGCGGAUUUGAAACUACCGGCAGACAAGCUCAUUGAGCUUGGACGUGCUGACCCUCACCCGUAUGUGCGUCUUGUUGGAGAUAUGCUCAGUACAUGGGUUUCAAACGGUUACAUCAAUUCCACCUGCGUUCUUCAAAUUCCUGAACUGUCUUCUGGUUUAUAUCCACUACGUCAGAAAUUAUCUACCAUUCAGUUAUUUCCUAAAGUGCUCGUCUUUAUUAGUCAUAUAGCACGCAAACACUCUGCAUUACCAUUCUCUCGUCCAGCAUCUGCCAUUUCCAGCACACCUAUUUCUCCUACAUCUACUUCCACACUCGCCUCUAAUGAGGUGUUUACUUUCAAACCAGAAUAUGCAAUUAGACCCCUUCAUGAGCGUAUUGCUGAAUAUGGUAUUGACUUGACCCAAGUCGAUACUUCCAUGUCGCAUAAUCGUUCAAGCUCGGGUAAAUCUCCACUCGCUUCAACCCCGCUGGGAAUUCGCAAACGACCCAACUCUAAUAGUGCCUUUUUACGUCCUGCCCAAAGACUUGCCACAAAUACUCGGCGUUUUAGUCAUGGAUUUUCAUUCAGCACGAGUUCUACUGGUUCACCGCAUGCAUCUUCACCUGGUGCCAUUACUCCUGUAAGAGCAAAAGGAUUUCAAAAGGAAUCCAAAAUCAAAAUGAUUGAUAUUGAGCAGGCUGUAGAUAUCGAAAAGAUUAAAACGGAGGCUCAAAAAAAGAUUGAAGAUGAUGCUCAAGCCGAAAAAAUGCGUAAAGCACGCGAACGAGACAAGGCAGCGCAGGCUAGACGUGAGGCUAAAGAGCUUACACAGAAUGAACGUCGCAUGAAAAGAGCCAAGCUGGAUGAAGAAAGAAAAGCAAAACUCGAGUUCAAGGACAAGACUGAGCGUAAACUCAAGGUAUCGGCUUCUGAAGAUUCCGUCGAUAAACCUAUUUGUCUUGGUUCCACGGAUGUUGCGUCAGACAAUGAUGAAGAUUUAUUUAAUGCUGCUGCUGGCAUCAAAAAACGUGGUACAAUCUCACUGGGACAAUUCUCUCAGUCUCCUAAACAGAGUCAAUCAUUACCUCUGAUUGAUCCGCCAUCUGUUCCUGCACCUGCACCUGCUCCCGACCCUAUUCAAAAUCAGCCAUCCUUCAAUACCCCCAAGAUUGCAUUUGAAGAUGUCAUAUGCGGAUCUACGGACCUUUCACCCGAAGAUUCCAAUCUAAUCCAAGACUUUCUACUUGGCCGCUACCUUAGUACGAAUGACACCAUCAGGGAAAUUAAACUCAAUGAGCAUGUUUAUGAUGACCCGACUGGUGUGCGCAAGCGUGAGAGCAUGUGGAUUAUUCUAGACUAUAAAAAUUGUAAAUGGCGUAAAGUAAAGCGUACCGUAAGAAUCAACGUGGUUGCCACUGUUGACUAG